This is a messenger RNA of Oncorhynchus tshawytscha (Chinook salmon), 2050 nucleotides long. It is a transcript of the gene tbx16l, whose product is annotated as T-box transcription factor 16, like. The record is from RefSeq and is a predicted model, not a curated record. The transcript has 8 exons. Gene Ontology annotation, biological process: cell fate specification; vasculogenesis; heart looping. Bases 175 to 1857 code for a protein of 560 amino acids. Lineage: Eukaryota; Metazoa; Chordata; Actinopteri; Salmoniformes; Salmonidae. Gene Ontology annotation, cellular component: nucleus. Gene Ontology annotation, molecular function: DNA-binding transcription factor activity, RNA polymerase II-specific; RNA polymerase II cis-regulatory region sequence-specific DNA binding.
UUGAGAGGGGUAGCCUAUCCCACUGGGCACAGACGUCAAUUCAACAUCUAACAUAAUGUCAUUGAAAUGAUGUGGAAACAACGUUGAUUCAUUCAACCACUGCCCAGUGGUUAGCUAUUUAUGUAGUCUAUUGUCUUAGGUUUGUGGAAUAAAAACAUAACUCUAAUAUAGGCUAUGAAUGACGCAAAUAAAUACCUUCUACUAGAUUGUAAAGAAGCGGUUCUGCGGGGCCAGUCUUGGAACAACAGCGGUAAAGUCGGGUGUGAACCCGAGCUUUCAGCUCUUCAAGUCCGGGUGUCGCUCCAGGGUCGCGAGCUAUGGGAACAAUUUGGCGAUAUAGGAACUGAGAUGCUCAUCACCAAAACAGGAAGGCGUAUGUUUCCGAGCUGCAGUGUCACUGUGACAGGGUUGAAUCCUCAGGCAAAGUAUGUGUUGAUGAUGGACAUGGUCUCGUUUGAUGACGACAAAUACAAGUGGAGCAGGGAUCGCUGGGAAGUGAGUGGUAUGACCGAGUCACAUCUUCCCAACCGCUUCUUCAUCCACCCAGACUCUCCCUCCCUGGGGGAGAGGUGGAUGCAAUACCCCGUCUCGUUCCACAAGCUCAAACUCACCAACAACACCCUCAACUCCAAUGGCCUGGUGGUUCUUCACUCCAUGCAUAAGUACCAGCCCCGUCUGCACAUCGUCCAAUCUCCAGACCCCUACAACCCUCUGUCAGGGGGCUACCUGCGCUUUACCUUCCCCGAGGCAGCCUUCAUAGCUGUCACUGCCUACCAGAACUCAGAGAUAACAAAGCUCAAGAUAGACAACAACCCCUUUGCAAAAGGAUUUCGUGACAAUGGGCUGAACAGAAAAAGGUUCAGAGAAAAGGAAGGUCAGAGCUCCGAAAAACUAAAUGAAAGACAACUCCCGAUGGAAUUGAAAUCUUCAAAUGGAUCCAGACCAGUGGAGUCAGAUGAUGAGGCUGAUGUCAUCGUCUCAAGCUCUAGCUCAGCGAAUUCUUAUGGUGCAGCAGGAUCCAGGACUGAUGACAUCACGUCUCUCUCUGCUGCACAUAACCCCUUAAUCUCUGCCUUCAUGAACUGUGGCCAGGAGGGAUGGGGGCUCCAGGACACAAUGACCUACAACACCCACACAUACAACACACUUACUACCAGGGACUAUGGCAGCCCUGGGCAGCAUAACGAAGCCAGGCAUACUGGUUUAUCAAACGUUGCUUCUCCUCUCUUCCUCCCACACCCUCCACUGGGCCAGACUCACCACUUAGGGUCUGUUGGCUUCAGGAGGCCCCAGGCGCAGAGCAGGAAACCAGUGGGGCCUCACCCACCUCACCACCGAGGAGGUCCAAGUGGUCCAGCACCAGAACUCUCCCAUAGCCACAGCCACACAUCAGACCACCAGCCUCAGCAGCAGCAGCCACAGCCCCAUCAGGCUGAGUUUGACUACCCUCUCCCCCUGCCCCCAAAGGUCAGCAGGAUACACCUACCUGAGAGUGCCCUGCGUAGCCUGGAGAAGAGCCCCUCCCCCUCGGUGUCCGGCAGCCCUUGGUCCCUCACCGACAUGCUCAACAGGAUCCACAGCAGGGAAGGGUUUGGGAUCACCUCAGUGAGCCCCCAGGGGAAGCUGUUCCAUGCCCAGACCCAGUAUGAGAGGCCAGGCCUGGAGCUGGGGGUGAACAAGGAGCUCUGGCCACCACAGCCCAAUCAACCACUACCUGAUGAUGAGCCAGAGUACCUGCCUCUCCACAACAUGAUGCGCUACCACCAGAACAGCUUGAUUGGUUCUGCUGGGCUGCUAAGAGACAACUAUGUGGACCCUAGAGUGCCCUCCUGUAAGUCACCUAUGCUCGACCUAUAAGUGAUCUCUUGUUCAGUAAACACAACAGGUCAGGUAGACAUGAACAUUUUCCCCCACCACUUGUGGACAUCUAGCAACAUCCCUGGGUAGACUUGAGGCAAAUUAAUAUGCAAUAUUGAGUCAUGUAUAGUUAAUUUCUCUUUGCUAUGUUAGACGUUGCAAAAAAUAAAAUCCAUAUUUUUCAGUUGUAAAA